AGAAGGGAGCAGCAGGCGACAAGGGAGGCAGGAGGACGAGAACAUCGGCCUUGCUCACCUUUUUGCCUCGACAUGAUCUUUGUUCCCGCUUUCAUCGUCGGCCUGGCGGCAGCCCUUCUCCCCAUCUCUCAUGCCUUCACUGCCUCCCCAGUGCCCGCCCUGCUGCACUCUAGAAGAUCCGUGGCAUCGCCGGCCACGCGACGGCAAGUGGCAGCUGACGAGUAUGAGGAUGUUGUGCCGCGGGUGUUGAAGCGCACAGAGGAGCUGCAGCUGCUGUCCAAGCUGGCGGAGGCGGGGCUGCUGUCCAAGGCAGAGAAGGCGGGACUGACUUUGAGCCAGAUUGAGCCCCUGCUUAAGGUCGUGGACGAACAAUACGCCCUGUAUGGGCUGGAGGAGGUCGCUCCGAAGGUGAAUAAGGGUGUGAGGGAGAGAGAUGAAGGCAUGCCAUCAGCCAAACAGGCGGGAUCUGGCAAGACAACAUCCCAGCAUGAAUGCGGUGUGGUUGUGUUGACGUUGCAGAUUGUCCCUGCGCUUCCUGCCCUGCUCGAGGCCGCGCCAGGACUCCUCCCUGUGGCAUCCGCUGUCCUCUCCACCCCGUGGUUUGUGUUUGUGCUACUCUCCAUCGCCUCGUUUGCCGGCGGUGUGGGCCAGCUGCUGUACCUGCCUGACGACUCGGUCACUUCCGUGGCGCUGCAGACCUUCCUGUUCGUCCCUCUGGCAGUCAUCCUGCCCGGCGUGGCCCUCGUGACGGCAUUCAUCACUGCAAGGGUGCAGUCCAAGUCGUGAGUGAAUGCAGAGCCAGCCGUGCCUUGUGGUGUUGAUAGAUGGGCUGACUGACUGGGUGGUGGGCGGCUGCUGGGUGAUUUUUCUAUCGAUUCGUCGAUUUGAUCCAGUUUUGCGUGCGACGUGGGAGGGAGGGGGUGAGGCGCUGACAGCGAUGGACGGACGAGAGGUGAAACUUGCAUCAUUUGGACCUGUCUGAGAAUGAAGUGUUCAUGCUUCGAUUGUGC
Messenger RNA from Vitrella brassicaformis, 1010 nucleotides. The record is from the annotation of a GenBank genome assembly. NCBI's taxonomy places the organism in Eukaryota, Vitrellaceae.